AUGACACGGCUUCCGGCCCAACAGUUUCAGUUUGAAGCUCCCAUCGACAGAGGUCACCUCAUUAGCCAUUGGUCACCAGUUUUCGAUUCUCACGACUCCUUCCUUUGUUUCCGAAAUGAAAUACCAGAUAAUGCAUAUAUUGAAUAUUUUGCCCCAGAAUACUCAUUGAAGAUUCCAACUGGAAACAUGGACAACUUAAAUAGCAAGUCCUAUCUUGGCACAAUCAAAAUGCAAGUGUUGGAAAAUUUACGUUGCAUCCAACAUGCUCCAAGUGUACAAAUGCAAGAGGUUCCACCUGAUUUCUACAUCCCUGAUUUUGAUGAAGAUGAGCAGAAUCCUGAUGAACGGGUGGAUCAGCAUACUCAAGACAAGCAGAUCCAACGAGAUGAUGAAUAUUAUGAGGGUGACAAUGAUAAUGAUCACAUGGAUGAUACAUAAUAUUUCCAGUUGCAUAAUUUUAGUUAUAUCUUCAAUUUUUUUAGGGGAUAGAUUUUUGAUUUACUGGGAGAAGUUAUUAGAGACCAAAAUCUGGUCAGAGAUCUUUUUUUCCUCUAUUGUAAAUACUGUGUUCCAUUCACGUAAUUUUCAUGUAAAACACAAUAUAUCAUAUGGAUGUUCCGUAUAGGAGGGAUUCGAACUGAACCUUCAUGUGUUCCAUGUGUUUGUGCAUA
Molecule: messenger RNA, 671 nt
Organism: Nelumbo nucifera (sacred lotus)
Lineage: Eukaryota; Viridiplantae; Streptophyta; Magnoliopsida; Proteales; Nelumbonaceae
Source: RefSeq, a predicted model, not a curated record